UGAGCGGCCGGGCGGGGAUGCGCGCUGCGCCGCGCAGCCAUGUCGCGGGUGAGCGGCCCCGGGCCGGCUGGCAGCGCCAAGGAGAAGCGCUCCUUCAGCAAGCGGCUCUUCCGCGGCCGGACGGCGGGCGGCGGCGCCGCGGGCUCGGCUCCGGCGCCCGCCGCCGCCCCGGCCUCGUCUCCCUCCGGGAGGUCGCUCGGUGGGUUCAUGAGCCGCGUGCUGAAGACCCUCUCCACCCUGUCGCACUACAGCAGCGAGCCCGAGCCUCGCGGCCCCCACGCCCCGCGCCUGCCCCCGCCGCAGGCGGCCGGCGGCCUGGGCAGCUGCUUCCCUCCGGGCCCGCCGCGCAGCCCCGAGCCCCCGUCGCAGCCUGCCGGCGGUCCCGAGGCUGUGCCCGGCGUGGCGGGGCUCCGCAACCACGGCAACACCUGCUUCAUGAACGCCAUCCUGCAGUGCCUCAGCAACACCGAGCUCUUCGCCGAGUUCCUGGCGCUGGAGCAGUUCCGCGGCGGGCCGCCCCCCGCCGCCCCCAGCCCCGCCGCCGACGGCCCGCCGCCCGCGCCCGGCGAGGUCACCGAGCAGCUGGCGCAGCUGGUGCGGGCGCUUUGGACGCUGGAGUACACUCCGCAGCACAGCCGCGACUUCAAGAACAUUGUGUCCAAGAAUGCUAUGCAGUAUCGUGGAAAUGCCCAGCACGAUGCUCAGGAGUUCCUGCUUUGGCUUCUAGACAGAGUCCAUGAAGAUCUGAACAAUGUAGUGAAUUACAGCAGCAUGCCUCCACUCAGGCCACCCCUGGAGGAUGAUGUACUGCUUGAGGGACCAGUCUUUCCCAUCAGUAGUACUUUUGUGCAGGAACUCUUUCAAGCCCAAUACAGGUCCUCUCUGACGUGCCCUCAUUGCCAGAAGCAGAGUAACACCUUUGACCCUUUUCUCUGCAUCUCUCUGCCGAUUCCUUUGCCUCAUACACGGCCACUCUACGUUACCGUUGUGUACCAGGGGAAGUGCUCUCACUGUAUGCGGAUUGGGGUGCCAGUGCCCAUCUCUGGAACGGUGGCCAGGCUGCGAGAGGCUGUCUCCUCGGAGACCAAGAUACCCACAGAGCAGAUUGUGCUGACGGAGAUGUACUGUGAUGGGUUUCAUCGUUCCUUCUGUGAUACUGAUGACCUGGACACCAUUCAUGAGAGUGACUGCAUCUUUGCCUUUGAGACCCCAGAGAUAUUUAGGCCUGAGGGUAUCCUCAGUCAGAGAGGAAUACAUGUGAACAAUAACCUGAAUAACUUGAAAUGUGGCAGUGAGCACUCCCGAACAAUAUCUUACUCUCAAGGGACAGUGAAGUCUGGAAAACUGGAACAGGCCUCUACUAAACCAGCAGCAAAUGACAAGAUUGUCUUGCUGGUGUGUAACAGAGCGUGCACUGGGCAGCAGAGCAAAAGGUUUGGCUUGCCCUUUGUGUUGCAUUUGGAAAAAACAAUUGCUUGGGAUGUUCUGCAGAAGGAAAUUCUGGAGAAGAUGCAGUAUUUCCUGCGACCUGCAGCCUGCAUGCAGGUUUGCCCAUUCAGCUUGCGAGUGGUUAGUGUUGUGGGCAUAACGUACUUGCUACCUCAGGAGGAGCGACCCCUCUGCCAUCCAACAGUGGAAAGGGCAUUGAAGUCAUGUGGACAGGGGGGAACUGGUCAUGUGAAAUUAGUGGUAGAAUGGGACAAAGAAACGAAAGAUUACUUGUUUGUGAAUACGGAAGAGGAGUAUAUUCCAGACUCUGAAAGCGUCCGCCAGCAGAGAGAGCUUCAUCAUCAACCUCAGACCUGCACUUUAUCUCAGUGUUUCCAACUGUACACCAAAGAGGAGCAGCUUGCCCCAGAUGAUGCGUGGCGAUGCCCACACUGCAAGCAGCUGCAGCAAGGUAGCAUCACACUGAGCCUCUGGACCUUACCCGAUGUUCUCAUCAUACAUCUCAAAAGGUUUAGACAGGAAGGAGAUCGAAGGAUGAAACUUCAAAACAUGGUUAAAUUCCCCCUGAGUGGCUUGGACAUGACUCCUCAUGUUGUUAAGCGCAGUCAGAGCAGCUGGAGUCUGCCAUCUCACUGGUCACCCUGGAGGAGACCUUAUGGUCUUGGAAGGGAUCCUGAGGACUAUAUCUAUGACCUAUAUGCUGUCUGCAAUCAUCAUGGAACCAUGCAAGGAGGACACUAUACAGCAUAUUGCAAAAACUCUGUUGAUGGCCAGUGGUACUGCUUUGAUGACAGUGAUGUUCAGCAACUUUCUGAAACCGAAGUCUGCAAGCAGACAGCCUAUAUUCUUUUCUACCAGAGACGUACAGCAAUCCCAUCAUGGUCUGCCAACAGCUCUGUGGCAGGAUCCACAAGCUCCUCACUCUGUGAGCACUGGGUGAGCCGUCUUCCUGGUAGCAAGCAGCCCAGCAUCGCUUCGGCAGCGUCGUCGCGGCGCACGUCCCUGGCUUCGCUCUCAGAAUCUGUAGAGCUGACUGGGGAAAGGAGUGAAGAUGAUGGAGGAUUUUCAACUCGUCCGUUUGUAAGAAGUGUCCAGCGUCAGAGCUUGUCAUCUCGGUCUUCUGUCACCAGCCCACUGGCAGUGAGUGAAAACGGUGUCAGGCCCUCGUGGUCGCUCUCUGCGAAACUGCAGUUGCGCUCCAACUCUCCAUCGCGCUUCUCUGGAGAUUCCCCUGUACACACCUCAGCUUCCACCCUGGAGAAGAUCGGGGAGGCUGCUGAUGAUAAAGUCUCCACCUCCUGCUUCGGCAGCCUGAGAAAUCUCUCUAGCAGCUACUUGGACCCCUGUGAUGGCGGUCGGCGAGAGCACAGGACGGCUCGCAGAGCUCCUUUGGCUGUCAUGGAAGGGGCGUUCAGGGAAGAGUCUGUUGUAAGGACAUCAAGCUCAGAUCUUUCAGAUGGGUGUGGUAAAAGCUCAGUGCAGUCAGAUGGGAAUCACCCUGCUUUGGACCCUUUUGAUAACAACAAUCAAAUCGCCUUUGUUGAUCAGAGUGAUUCUGUGGAUAGCUCUCCAGUCAAGGAGGUGAAAACCCCUAGUGGCGUAGGGCUGGCUGCAGAGAAGGCAAAUGGCACUCCUAAGAAGGUUCACAGCUCCAAGGGAGUUUCUGAGCCAGAUAAAAGUUUGAGGAAGGGACGGACAGUGUUAUCUACCCAAGAGAGCAAAGUCUCUCACUCUUCUCCACCACUAAAGAGUUCCCAGAAAGUUUCCCGAUCAAGAAGUAAGACGGACUCCUCUAGGGCCAGUGGGCGACAUGGGUCUCCUGCUCCCACUCAGGCUAGGAAAGACCAUGGCACGAAGCCCCUUGACAUGGCUGUCCCAUCAGCUCAACAGAAGCAAAAGCCGGGUUCUUCUCCAUCCUCCUCAGCUGCCAAGAAAGCCCCAUCAGGCUCAUUGACUAAGGGCUCUUCUGCUGGGAAGAGCCGGACUUCAGACCGAAGCCUCAGCAGGGAGGGCUCUAAGAUAAGUCUGGGGUCAGAUAAAACAAGCGUUACCAGCAGUUCAAGAACGAGCUCUCCACGGAUCAGCCACUCUAGGAGUGACAGCAGGGCAGUAGACAGCAAGCAUGUGCGGAGUUCCUCCAUGGCCAACCUGCGGUCUCCAAACGUUGGUGCACGUUCUGGUUUGAAGAGGGACAGCAAAUCAGAAGAGAAAGGAUUGUCUUUCUUUAAAUCAGCCUUAAGGCAAAAAGAGACCCGGAGGUCUGCAGACCUGGGAAAGACAACGAUGCUCUCCAAAAAGACAGCGAGUGGCGGUUCCAAGUCAGGCAGUAAAAACGUGCUGGAAGACAAAUUGGAGAAAAGCGUUGUCCCACCAGCCUCUCAACCCAUUGCCAAUGUUACUGCAAAAGAAAAACUUGUCCCCAAAGACGCUGCACCCAACAAGCAUUCUCUGCUACCCAGUCGCAAGUCCAAGUCUUCCCAGGUAGAUCCCGGAGUCCAGUCUCCUCCUUCCAGUGGCAAGCAGUCUGCUGAAAAGCCGCUGAAAAAGUUACCUUCCAGCAUGCAGGUGUCAGUACGGCCUUCUCUGGAACCUCAGUGAAAUGCUGCAAUCCAGGCUGUGUCCACGCUGGUGUAUGGCCUUGUUCCGAGCUGUGGAGAGUGCGAAGGAAACUGGAGAGACUUACACUUCUUUAUGCUCUCUCUCGACCCUCUCUCCCUGCUUCUCUCCAUUUCUCAAGCUUUCCAAAGGGCAAUAUUUCAACGCUAAUGUUGUUUCUCAGGUAUAUACUCAGACAGUAUAAGAGGGACUAGCAUUAGUGGAUGGACAGAAAGGUACCUGUGUGUCUGUGUAAUAGAUUUCAUUGUUCCAACAGCAGAAAGGUUGGGUUUUUUUUCCCCCUCAUGAAACAUAACCUGCAUUUUUUUGUUGCUAUGUCUUUGAAGAGUUUUACUCUGUCCAUACCUAAGGCGACCAUAUCUUCUUUAAUUACUUUAUCUCUUCUGAAACACUAUGUUGAGCAAAAGAAUAAAGCACUAAGCAGCAGCUGGCUGCCAGCUCAUGGAGGCACUAGGUUGAGAGCUGGUUCAAUGCUGUAGGAGAGCUGUCCUCAUGCACCUGAUGGCAGCGAUGCUGUAGGGAACCCUCUUCAAACCCCCUGAGAAUCAGCGUUUCCUAAUGUGCUCAGGCGCUUAAACUGCAGUGGUGUGACUGUAGUGUCAGUAUUUAUAGGAAUAAUGUGUAGAUAAGCCAAGUGUCGUCUUGUCUUCUCUGCCUUCUUGAGCGUGCUUUGAACAAACCUCUUUGUGCAGGUGGGAGAGGCGACAGAGAGCGAGUUUCUCCCCCCUCAGCAUUGCUUCCCCUGCCCUGCGGGACUGGGAGUACGUUCCUCCCUUCAACAUUGCUUUGCCUUCCCGUGGGGCUGAGAAGGGGGCAUUCCUCCCCUCGGGACUGGCUCCAGGCCUCUCUCUGCCCAUCCCCACUCCUGUUUGGAUGACAGUCGCUAUCAGGGUUAAAACACUCCAUCUAGUGAUACUGUUGUUUACAUGCCAUCCUUACAGGGGAGAUUCCUCAAGGUCUUUAAGAUUCCUCUUAAAAGGUGGAUUCCUCAAGUCCUUUUCUAGACAUGUGGUAUAAUCUUUAUUUUUUUUUUAAUUUCAUGAGUUUUUAUUAAUGUGCUGCUUAUCCUUUAUGUGGAGCAGCAAUCUGUUGUGUAGGUCACGACAGCUGGGCAGCGUGCUGGGCACGCUUGUCUUCUGAAUGAUGUCCUUGCCUGUCAGACAGUUGUGUUUGGCAAAGAAUCUCCAGGCUUAGGUUGUGGACAGAUCUAUUUUGUACGUCUUUUCUGUCACCAUAACAAACAGUCCUCAAACAAGUAGGGGCUCUGAGCUAAUCUGUUCCACCUCUACCUUUGGGCUAAUGUGCUGAUGAUCCUCCAAAGAAGCCUUGCCCCCCUCCCAGGUCAGCUGGGCACAUUGUUGCUCCGUGGUCACUUUUGUACUCAGCUUGCCACACAUCCGUAGCCAGCUUUGGAGAGAAGUGUUUUGGGGGUAGCUGACAGCUUUGAGAAAAGGCAGCGGGUGUGUGGAUCUGAGCUGGAGGGUACCACAGAGCUCUGGCCAGUGUGUGACGGUGAGCCCACCUGCAGUGUAACCCUCACUCUGUUCUAGUCACCUUCUCCCUUUAUGCAACCCAGAAGCAAUGCCAACUGUCUGCGUGUUUUAACAGUGUGCUGGGCUCUGUGCUCUGGACUCUGUUUUAAAGCCUGGACACCACCAUCUUCUUGAUGCAUUUCUUCUCCCGUGUAUUGUUUCAGUCUCAUUUAUGGCAGCAACAAGGAGCGAAGAUUGCAUUACUUCCUUCUUAAAUGUAUGACUUGGAUUAUUGUUGGAUUAUUUUUUGUUAUAUCCAGCAGAGCAGAUAAGAUUUGAUUCACGUUGUAGUACUUAAAUUACUUCCCAAAAUGUUGAUGUUGAAGUAUUUGUUUGAGGUUUUAUCUGUAUUAAGGUCUCGGACUGUGUUGGCUCUUCUCUUGUAACAAUUCUUCUAGCAAGAACGUAAUUCUGGUAGCUAGUGCUAACUUGAUUUGGUAUCUUUUAAUAGACAGAACCUAAUUUUCUGUGCGUUUUACCGUGGGACAUUUGUGAAAGGUUAUUUUUAUCAAACAACAUUUUCUUUUCAUGCCAUCAUUCACUGAAGGAGUUUAAACUGGAAGCUGGUGUAUGGUUUUUAAGGUGGCUUUCCUCCCGUAUGGCGUGCCUGGAUUGAAGGAAAUGUGAAAGCCAUGUGCAAAUUGGCUCUUUAGCUGAAUGCCAGUUCAAUGUGUCUGUAUUAGGGACAUGAGGAUCGUCGUCAGAGCUCCCAUUUUGACAGAGUGGGAAUGGGAGGUCCUGCUGUUCCAGUAGCUUAUGUUAAAAGCAGUCAACCCUCUACAGUCCCAGGACACGUAAACUAGCUCUUUUCUGUGUAUUCCCCAUAAUUCCCGAUUGAAAUUGCUGCCACCUCUAGCACUAUCUACUCUGUGUAUGCUGCCAAACUGGAUUUCCUAGCUGUCUCUCUGACAAGAGCAGCUCUGGUGCGCGGGCUCCUCUCCAGCGCACAAGCAAGGUGGGAGCGGACAGAAGAGGCCAUGUGUGCAGUGCCCUCAUCGUGGGGCAGAUGAGGUGCUGCUCCUCUGUGGUGGGCUGUCAGCAUGUGGCGUGUUUCCUGGUGGGGGAAGGCCUGACUUAGGGUGUCCUCCAAAGGAAUGUUUUUACUUAGAAGGAUGCACUGUAGUUUAUGUUGAAUACAAGGCACACACCAGGAAAAAUGUGCAAAACAUGCCUAUGCAGGACCCAGAAAGUGUAGUCCCUGUCCUGACUGUGUUAGUUCUGUAAGCAAGUGGGUUGGAAAGCUGCUAGCCACUCUGUGUCUCUGCACUUUGGUAUCACAGAUUUCCAGUAGUAUAUGAACUUCCUUGCACAGGAGAAGGUUGAAGGGUGUACGGGGUCCAGGAAGCAACCGUAUUUGUUGUGAGAGCAAAACCAAGUCUCGUUGCUGGUAAAGUCAUGGCUCCCUCAGUGCUGUAAAGUACAUCCCUGAAACUGAAUGUAGAUUGUUGCAAGCCUGACUUAAAGUGACUUGGGGAAAAGCAACUUCGGUCUUCUUGCUUUAAAGCAGACUUAUUUCUUAGACCUUUCUUGCAUAGGAGUUCCUGUCCAUGUGUGUCUUGUAAGGAUGUGGCACGGCACUAGGGAAUACUCCAGAGAGGGAUCUUCCAAGUUCUAGAUGCCAACACCACCUUGACUUUAUGUGUUGGUCCAUGGGGCAGGGAGGACUUGAGGCUGUCCUGAAGCAGCCACUUGUAUGGUGGUCACCUCUUUUCUUAAAAUUUGGCUUCAGAAGCACUCGUGCCUGUGGGGGAGAUGGGUUCUGCCAUCUUCUGAAGGUCACCACUGGCCAGGGAUCUUCCCCUGACCCUGGGUGAUGGCACCUGGAGGUCCUGUGGCUGGGCAUGUGAGUAGGAUGACAAUGAAAGGGAGAGAGAGACCUAACACUGCCCCUGCUCUCCAACCACUGUGCUGGCUCCAAGGCUUCGAGUCCUCCAAAGGGGUUUGUGAUGUUUCCACUGAACUUUAGGUUGAAUUCGCCUACAUCAUCUGUGUGUAACUCGUAUUUCACAUCACGUCCUGAGUCUGACACUUGCUCCUGUUCCUGGAAUUGGCCCUCUGGGUGCAGGAAAGUGACACUUUCAUUCCAGUGCAAGAUUCCUGCUGGAGUCACCUAAAGAAAUGAUUUUUAUCCUUUUUGGGCUGCGUCUUUUGGAUAGUGUUUAGUAGUAUACAAAUUAUAAGCACAUUUUCAAUUACAUGUAUUAAAGGGGCACCUUUUAUUUGUAUUGCUCACAUUUGGUAGACAAUUUGGUGCCUGCAGUUCUCUAUAACUUGUACGUGUCUCACUUUGGGUGUAUAAAUUGUUAACCCUUUCAAACUUAGCAAAUAUGGCUAAAUAAAGUAAAAACGCUUAGGAUAGGAAAUUAGCAGCUUAAUUACAGCACACUUAUUCCACUGUAGGUGCCCUCAUCUGUCUUCGCUGCAGGAUUGUUUGCGUUCCAAAGCCGAAACUUGAGCAUGAUCCACCAUUUUUUCUCAGUGAAGAAGGCAGUUUGCAUGGCAGUUCUCUCACUGUACCCGAAUGCAUGCACUUACUAACUCUGCAAGCGUCUAAUCCGAACCAUAGCCCGUGCUUGCCGUGCCAGAAGCCGCUCGGUAGGCCCCGGAGCGCCGCUUGCCAUCUGUACUUCUGUUUCUCAAUGCAGCUGCCUGUCAGCACACAGGAGCAUGGCCCUGGGUUCCUGCUUGAUUUGCACAUCUCGGAUUCUUUCCUUUGCAGAAUUCUGCAUUACUGACAAGGCUGGAGUGUAGCAUAACGUCCGAGGGAUCUGAAAUGUUGAAAUGAGAACAAACUGGUUUUCUGUAUCCUGUUGUUUUUCUUUCCUUUUUUUUUAAUUGUUUUUGACAGGGAAAACCUGAUCAGUGUUCUGUAUGUAGCCUGCCAUUUUCCAUGUAACUUCAAUGACACCUUCUAUGUCGUGAGAAGAGACAGUCACCUGUAGCCAUAUGAGCACUCAAUAAGAGAGUUUUUGGUGAAUUCCCGUGCUAAGAGGGCAGUUUCCAGUUGUUGGUGUACUGCCCGUCCUGGUAAUGGGGCUUCUGCCUGCCUUCCCAGGCUGGGCCUGUGCUUCCUCUCCAUCGUGGUGGGGUUUCUGGGCUGUGCUCCCACUCUGUGGCGGGUCACUGCGGGGGGCAGCUGUGGGCACACUGUGGGGUGUACUGGGCAGAGCGGGCACUGCCUGUUUGGGGGGCUGACAUGGGGCAGGCUGGCGAGCUCUGGCGAGCAGCACCUUUGAUCAGCAGGACUUGGCGAUCCAGGGGUUCCUCCUGGGCUGCCUGGCUGUGCCCCAUGAGGUGCCACCUGGGAGCAGGGGCUGGGGGUCGGGCAGGCUCUCAGCCCUGUGAGCUCUGUGCCUGUGCCCUGGCCCACUCAGCGGGCACAGGGGAGCUUUGGAAAGGACAUUCCAAAUAAUUUUAUUGUUCUCUUUAUUUUUCUCCUUGGUGUGUCUUUGUCAUUUGCCUACUAAUCCAAAAUAAUUUGGCAGUAUCUAACAUUACCUGUGGAGGGAACUGAAAUUUAGUUUUAAUCUGUGGUGAGAUGAAAGUACUACACGGUUUUCUUAAUAAAAGCACCGUAAAGCAUUUACUAUUAGGAGCUUUAUUUUGUAAAAUAAAAGUACCUGAAGACUUGUACAAUAUCUAUAUUAGGUCUAAAGGUUUAGGGAGCCUUCUGUUUUCUUUUUUAAAGGCCAUAGCACUCAAUUUAUCUGCAAGUAGUGUUUUUUUAAAAGAUACAGAUUAAAACUAAGCGUAGACACAAAGUCCGUUUCACUCUAGGCCCCACAGCACAAAGGCGUUGCAGGAAAGUCAGCGUUAGGGUCGUGUGGCAUUUGUGCAGUGCAAUAAGAAACCCUUUUUUAGGUGCUACAUUGCCUUGGGUAGGGUUGACACAAGGGAAUACGGGCUACAAGGAGCUAGAUUAUUUUCUUGUGGCCUUCCGAGUAUCAAUUUGUACAGGUUUGCUCACCAACUGUGCCUCACCAUUGGUUAAAAUUGAAUUUUAAGUCCUGUUGCAAAUGUAGUUUCUCUUCUGGACACAAUGUCAGGUUUUACACUGGAAUAUCUUACAGUUCUAAAAAACUGCAUGUCACAUCACUGUACACUGAUACUGGGACGUGGGGCUUGCCCACACCUUUGAUAUUCUCUUGUGUAUUUUAAUGUUUUUGAACUGUACAGUAAUCUGGAAAGCAGGCUGUCUUUACUUGGGGUUGAACAUUGUACCAUAAAUUUUAAAUUAUUUGAGGACAAGUGCAUGAGACUGUGUCAAUGCCUUUUAUUAUUUAUUUGUAUGUUUUAUUAUUCAAGGUGUAUGCACUUUUAAUAUGCAGAAUUUAUAUUUUUAUGUUAAAAGUCAUUUUCUUUCAGAAAGAAGAGUUUGAAUAUGAGGAAUUGGAAUUAAGUGCAAAAAGGGGAAUAUGUAACAAAAUACAAUAAAUUUAUUACUAGGCCUCCUGCCUGAGCGUGAGCGUUUUGUCCAGGGUGGCAGCAUUGCCUCGCGCGGUGGCAGCAGCAGCAUGCCCGCUGCUCCAGCCCGGCCCUCAUCCUGCUCCCGCAGGUGCCCCCUUGCCUGCUCCCUGGAGGACUGGCCCGGGGACCCCUGUGCUUGUUUUCGUGGCUUUGUGCCAGCCGAGUGGCCCUGGGGCUAUGGGUUCUGUGUGUGCGCUGUCUGGGUGAGCACAGCAGCAGGGCAAGAGCUUGGUGACUUCCCGCUGCAUCCCGUGCUGGGCUCCUCUUAGGAAGCAACCACCCAGAGGCCUGUGACUGGGGAUGGGGAGAUGUGGGCUCCUGCCUUCUUCCCCAGUUCUG
Molecule: messenger RNA, 10403 nt
Organism: Colius striatus (speckled mousebird)
Lineage: Eukaryota; Metazoa; Chordata; Aves; Coliiformes; Coliidae
Gene: USP31
Product: ubiquitin specific peptidase 31
Exons: 17
Coding region: 40-4047 (1335 amino acids)
Biological process (GO): protein deubiquitination
Molecular function (GO): cysteine-type deubiquitinase activity
Source: RefSeq, a predicted model, not a curated record